This is a messenger RNA of Loxodonta africana (African savanna elephant), 9128 nucleotides long. RefSeq names its product ribonuclease L (gene RNASEL). The coding region runs from base 442 to 2700 and encodes 752 amino acids. The transcript has 7 exons. Lineage: Eukaryota; Metazoa; Chordata; Mammalia; Proboscidea; Elephantidae. Gene Ontology annotation, molecular function: RNA binding; RNA nuclease activity; protein kinase activity. The record is from RefSeq and is a predicted model, not a curated record. Gene Ontology annotation, biological process: defense response to virus; negative regulation of viral genome replication; protein phosphorylation.
AAAAAAAAAAAAAAUGAUCUUGGACAUCCAGUCAGUUUUCAAGUAUCAGAUUAGCUCCCUCACUCUCCUCCAGAGGGUGCCAACUCACCCUCCUUUCUCAUCUCCCUUUGGCUCCACCCACCCUGCUGACUCAGUGACCAGAGCCCAGGAGGAAACGCUUUUCUGCUCAGAAGAGCCUUUAAGGAUUCGUCGCUGUCCCAGGAAUAGUGGAAGGGGUCUCAGAGUUUGGAAGUUUGUCUUUUGUCUCCAGGUGGAAUUUUCCGUCAGGUAUCUUCAAGAGCUUCAUCCCUCCUCACACUGCCAGUCUUCAGCAAGAUAAUCCCUACUUACCCUGAACGGAGUUUCUAAGUUCUCCAUGCCUCUUUCAUCAAGUCCAAAGAAAGUAUAUUUUCAUUUUCUCAAAGAAAAGGCAAAAGGUUGCAGCCAGUGGCCUUUACCGUCAUGGAGAGCAAGAGUCAUCCAAACACCCCCCAGGAGAGAUGCCCGCCCGCCAGCAGUGGGGGGGCUGCCAUGGAAGACAAUCAUCGGCUGAUCACAGCUAGUGGAAACGGAGAUGUGGAGACGGUCCAGCAGUUGCUGGAAAGAGGGGCUGAUGUCAAUUUCCAGAAGGAAUGGGGCUGGACGCCCUUGCAUAACGCGGUUCAGAGUUGCAGGGAGGACAUUGUGCAUAUUCUGCUUCGUCAUGGUGCCGACCCUCUUUUGAAGAAGCACAAUGGGGCCACUCCCUUCAUCCUUGCUGGGAUUGUAGGAGAUGUCAAUCUGCUACGACUCUUCCUUUCUAAAGGAUCAGAAGUCGAUGAGUGUGAUUCGAAUGGCUUCACAGCUUUCAUGGAAGCUGCUGCCUAUGGUAAGAUAGACGCCUUAAGAUUCCUGCAUGAGAGCGGAGCAGAUGUGAAUUUGAGUCGAAAGACAAAGGAGGAUCAAAAAAAGCUUGGGAAAGGAGGGGCCACUGCUCUCAUGGAUGCUGCCGAAGAAGGCCAGGUAGAAGUCUUGAGGAUCCUCCUUGAUGAGAUGGGGGCAGAUGUUAACGCCCGGGACAAUAUGGGCAGAAAUGCCUUGAUCCAUGCACUUCAGAGCUGUCGGGACGGGAAGGUGAAGCCCAACACUGUUGAGACCAUCAUUCGCCUUCUGCUGGACCGUGGAGCAGAUGUUAGAGUGAGGGGAGAAGGCAAGAAAACGCCCCUGAUCUUGGCAGUGGAAAUGAAGGAGCUGGGUUUGGUGCAGAUGCUCCUGAAGCAAGAACAUACAGAAAUUAAUGACACAGACAGGGAGGGCAAGACAGCUCUGCUGUUUGCAGUCCAACUGGGACUGGAGGAAAUGACCCGUUUGCUGUGCAGCCACGGAGCAAGCCUGGACUGUGGGGAUCUUGUUAUGAUAGCGAAGCGAAAUUACAACAGUCGCCUGACACGCUUUCUUCUGGGUGAAGGAGCCAGAGAAGAUUUUCGCCCUCCUACUGAGGACUGGGAGCCUCAGAGUUCACGCUGGGGGGUGGCCCUGAAACAACUCCACAGGAUAUACCGCGAUAUGAUUGGCAAACUCAAGAUCUUUAUUAUAGAAGAAUAUAAAAUUGCUGGCACUUCUGAAGGGGGCGUCUACCUGGGACUCUAUGACGGCCGAGAGGCGGCUGUGAAGCGAUUCCGCAAAGACAGCGAACAGGCACAGAGGGAACUCUCCUGCCUGCCGCUUAGCCGGGGGACCAGUUGCUUGGUGACAUUCUAUGAGACCGAGAGCCAAAAGGACUGUUUGUAUGUGUGCCUCGCCCUCUAUGAAGGUACUCUGCAGGAGCACUUUGCCAAGAACAGAGGGGACGAAGCUGCGGGAAAGGAGGGAGGUGAAAAGGAGGAAGAUGAGUUUGCCCGGAAUGCCCUGUUAUCUAUAUUUAAGGCUCUUCAACAACUACACCUGAGUGGUUACACUCACCAGGAUCUGCACCCACAAAACAUCUUAAUAGAUUCUAAGAAUGCUGUUCGCCUGGCAGAUUUUGAUAAGAGCACCAAGUGGGCUGGAGAUCCACAGAAAAUCAAGACAGAUCUACAGGCGCUUGGACGGCUGGUCCUAUAUGUGGUAGAGAAGGGAGGCAUCCCUUUUGAGAAGCUGGAGGCUCUAGAGAAUGAAAAGGUAUUUGAACAUUCUCCAGAUGAAGAAACUAGAGAUCUCAUUCGUCGCCUGUUUUGCCCUGAGGAAAACUUGCAGACAAUACUGAGUAACCUGCAGGGUCACCCCUUCUUUUGGAGUUGGGAGAGCCGCUAUAGGACCCUUCGAGACGUGGGAAAUGAAUCUGACAUCAAACUACGAAAAACUAAAAGUGUCAUCCUCCAAAUAUUGAAACCGAGGACAUCUGAACAUUCCCUAAGUUUUGCCAUGUGGACUUCUAAGAUUGACCAAACUGUUAUGACAAAAAUGAACGAGUUCUAUAAAAACAGAAGAAAUUACUACUACCGGGACACUGUGGGUGAUCUGCUGAGGUUCAUCCGGAAUCUGGGAGAACAUAUUAAUGAAGAAAAGAAUAAAGACAUGAAGUUGAAAAUCGGAGAUCCUUCCUGGUAUUUUCAGAAGAUGUUUCCAGAUCUGGUGGUCUAUGUCUACACGAAGCUACAGGACACAGAAUACAAUAAGCAUUUCCCCAAAACCCAGGAUCCUCAUAAGCCUCAGUGUGAUGGAAGUAGUGAUGGCGGACAAGCUAGGGGCCCUGAGUGCUGACUGAGCCUUCCCUGAGUUCAUGGACAAGGCACUUAUCAGCUGUGUAAUCCUUGGCAAGCCCCAAUUCUCUGGGCCUCUGCUCUGUAACCAGGUUGGUGCUUGUGAGGCAUGGGUUGCAUAGCUCAUUGUUAGUUCCUGGCACAGUGGCACCUGGCAUUCCACACGUGUUCAUAACCCAAACAGUUUAUACCCAAACCUCCCUAGCUAGCUUCAGCAGGUAAAGCUUAAGAGUGAACCGCCCAGGCCCUUUGUGUUGUAGGUUUCAUGUAAAUUAUCUCCUGUAAUCCUCCCAGCCUCCCUGCAAAAUAGGGUUUUGUGUCCCCCUUUAAGAACCAAGGAAACAGAGAGUUUAAGAUACUUGACCAAGAUCAUAUAAUGUUUAUAGAGCAGUGGAUAAAUGGUUGUGGUACUAUUGCUGUGGUGUGCCCAUGAGCUAAAAUACCAGUCCUGAACUCUUCUGGGUGAGACCCAAAAGGAAUAUGUCAAAGGAGCUCCAGAGAGCUCAUUCGUUCACUCAGUAUUUAUUGAGCGCCUAUUCCAAUGAUCUGAACACUAAUUGUAUGGAUUCCAGUCCUUCUAGAACCACCUGCACUGAUUUUCCAUGACCUUAAGGUAGUAGUUUCAACUGGGGGGAAUUUUGCCCCCCAGGGCCAUUGACGAUGUCUGGAGACAUGUUUGGUUGUUACAACUGGGGCAGGGAUGCUACUGGAACCUUGUGAGUAGAGGUUGGGACGCUGUUAAACAGUAUAUGAUGCACACAACAGCUCCCUGUGACAAAGAAUUAUCUGGCCCCAAAUGUCAGUAGAACUGAGGUCGAGAAAUUCUGCCUUAAAGGGGCGGGAAGCUUUUGACCUGGCUGGUGCCUAGGACCAUAGCGUGUGUGGACCACUCCCAGAACGAUUGGGGUUUGAUUUGCUGUUGGAUUUGUACUGAAACAGUUCCAGUGUUACCCCCUCAGGAAGUCUUCCGACCACCCUCACAGCCCCAUCACAGUCUGAGAACUCCUCCUAGGCUCCCUGGCACCCAGAGCCACAGAAAAGCCUGCAUCUCUCCACCUUGUGGUUUUGUUGUCCCCACUGGAGUCUAAGCUCCUUAGGGUCAAUGACUACCUUUUUUUUGAAUUUGUACCUUAACCACCUAGUGAAGUGUCUGUCACAUGACAAUACUUAAUAAUGUUCAUUGAAUGAUGGAUGAGUCAUCUUUGUACAGAAAUCAUAACAUGCCUUACAUUUUUAUGGUGCUCUGUAUUUCAUAAGGAAACCCUAGUGGCGUAGUGGUUAAGAUCCAAAAAGGUCUGCAGCUCGAAUCCACCGGGUACUCCUUGGAAACCCUAUGGGGCAGUUCUACUCUGUCCUAUAGGGCCACUAUGAGUUGGAAUGGACUCGAUGGCAACAGGUUUUUUUUUUAUUAUUUAUAGACUAAAUUGGCAUUUUUUAAAAAUUAAUUUUUAUUGUGCUUUGAGUGAAAGUUUACAAAUCAGGUCAGUCUCUCAUACAAAAAUUUACGUAAACCUUGCCAUACACUCCUAAUUGCUCUCCCUCUAAUGAGACAGCACAGUUCUUCCCUCCACUCUCUCUCCUCGUGUCCAUUCGGGUAGCUUCUGGCCCCCUCUGGCCUCUCAUCCCCCCUCCAGACAGAAGAUGCCGACAUAGUCUCAUGAGUCCACUUGAUCCGAGACGCACAUUCUUUGCCAGUGUCAUUUUCCAUCUGCUAUUCCAGUCUAAUCCCCGUCUGAAGAGUUAGCUUUGGGAAUGGUUCCUGUCUUGGGCUAACAGAAAGUCUGGGGACCAUGGCCUCUGAGGUCCCUCCAGUCCCAGUCUGACCGUUAACCCUGGUUUUCUAAUGAGAAUUUGGGGUCUGCAUCCCACUGCUCUCCUGCUCCCUCAGGGUUUGUGUGUUGAGUUCCCUGUCAGGGCAGUCAUCGCUUGUGGCCGGGCACCAUCCAGUUCUUCUGGUCUCAGGCUGAUGUAGUCUCAGGUUUAUGUGGUCCUUUCUGUCUCUUAAGUUCAUAAUUACCUUGUGUCUUUGGUGUUCUUCAUUCUUCCUUGCUCCAGGUGGGUUGAGACCAAUUGAUGCAUCUUAGAUGGCCACUUGCUAGCAGUUCAGACCCCAGAUGUAAAUCAGCAUAUUUUAUCUCUUUUAGUUUUUGGAAGAAUCCUGUAAGGUAAAUGUUGUUAUCCUCAUUAAGGUUAAAAAUAUGUUGAUUUACUCUGUGACAUAUAGCUAGGAAGUGCCAUUGUCUUGAUUUGAACCAAUUUUCUGGCACUAAGUCUGAUAUUUUUUCCACUUGUCUUCAUGGUAGUACUGAAGAUAGAGCUUUGUAAUAGAGAACCUAGGAAUACACUAUAUCUUAGGUUCUUUCUGAAAAGGAAGUGGUCCAUUAAUGGAUAAAUGGGUGUCACUGAAUGAAGAUAAGAAGUUCUGGAAGAAACAAACUUAGGGCUUUUCUCAAAGAUUUUAUGAGCUGCAAGAUUGCUUUAGGCUUUAAAACAAAGCUUUGGUUUCCUGAUUUGUACUGAGUACCUGGUAUGUAAUCAAAAUGCCCAUUUGUGAAGUUUAUUCAAUAAAACUCUGAAUCACCUUAUUAAGCCUGAUUUUUCUCUGAGUGAAAUUUCCACUUUGGAGAGUAGUGGUAUCUUGGAGAAGUUUUAAGAAAGGGCAACCUGCUCUUUAAUAACGGGAAAUGGAGCAGAUUUUCAGAACCACAAUUAUUCUUGAACAAUGUGGCCCCUGGGUGUCCUUGCAGAGAGAGAAGGAAGGAACUGAUGAUUUUACCCUCUGCUUUAAUUCUCUAAGGGUCUCUUGUCACACACUAGAUAUUUCUUACUCAGUUAUCAUUACCACAAACAUAGUUACACAGACAAGAGCGGAGGUUGGUAAACAAGCAACCAGUGAGAUGACGAUGGUAAAAAGAAAUAAAAGCCAUCUGACCACUAAUGAUUUGUUAACUUUGACAUACUGUUACUUCAUUGAAUAGAUUUUGCUUGUAAAACAAAUAAUAAAGUAAUAAAGUAACCACCUAUGGAGAAUCUACAGCGUCCCAGUGACUAAUGCUUAUACAUAUGACAUCUACCAAUAUCCAUGAUAAUUUUAUAAAAGGCUACUAAAGCUAGAAAGGAUUUGUAAGUUGCCCAAGUUCAUACAGGUAGUAAGCGGAAGAGCCAAGAUGUAAACCCAGGUCUGUGAGUCCAUAGGGUGCGGGGUCCUUCUGAAGUGACACAGACGACAAGCUCAGGCAGGCUGGACUGAUCACUGUGUGAUCAGUCCUUCAUCGGUUUUUCUCCAGUGCAACCUAGAAGGUCAAGGUUACUGAUGACCUUCAUAGCGCCAAAUCCAAUGGUUACUUCUCUGUCUUAGUCAACCUCACUGCAGUAUUUGGUUCAGCUGACUAUUCUCUUGCUGUUGAAAUACUGCCUUCUUUGGUUUCCUCAACAACAUGCUCACCUGGUUUUCAUCUUCACUAGUUGCUCCACCUCAAUGUUUUUUGCUGAUUUUUUCUGUGUUGGAGCGCUAGCAUAGCGGUUAAGAGAUUGGCUGCUUAAUCAUAAAGGUUGGCAGUUCAGAUCCACGAGAUGCUCCUUGUAAAGCAUAGGGGGACAGUUCUACACUGUCCUAUAGGGUCACUAUGAGGGAACUGUUUGUUGUUUUUUUUUUUUGAUUCUGUGCUCAACCUCUUCACAUGGAGUGCCCACCAGUGGCGGGUCUAGGGUAUUGCAGCAGCCCUAGGCACGUGGCGCCACCGAGCUGUUUCUAUUAACCCAGAAAGGCUCUAUGUCCUACCUCAAGCACGGUAAUGUGUUAGUCAAAAGAUUAACGAGCGCGACUUGUAUUUUUGAGCUGAUAUUACGGUAAAGUUAUCUAAAAGAGGGGUGCCCGAUGUUUGGACAGGGGCGCAAUUUCAGUGUUUGCCACAGACGCCAUUUUCCACAGAUACACCGCCUGCCAAACCGGUUUAAUAGAAACUGCUCAGUGGCGCCGUGUGCCCGGGGCUGGUACAAUAGCUGCCAUACUCUAGUUCAGCAUCUGUUGUGCCCUAGACUUAAUCUUUAAGCAAUUCUCUUUUUUCCUUUUCUCCCUAGAUAAUCUCUUUGAAUAGUAUGAGAAGUAUUAUCAUAAAUAGGCAGAUGGUAUCCAGGUUUUGAAAUUUAGCUUCUUCCUCUUGAUGUUACAGUCACCCACCUAUUUGCCUCUAAACUGUUUUGUUUGGUUCUUUUUUUUUUUUCUGCUACCUGCAUCCAAUCUAUUAGCAAGUCCAGUUGAUUCUAUCACAAAAAUAGAUACCAAAUCUGUUAACAACCCUUUAUCUUCACAGCUUGGUUCAAGCCACCAUCAUUUCUCAUUUGGUUUGAAACAAAAGCCUUACAGUUGAUCUUCCUGCUUCCAUAUUUGUCCCCUAUAAUACAUUCUCCACAAAGAGAUCUUUAAAAAAUGCAAAUCAGAUUAGGUCACUUCCCUGCUUAAAAUCUUCCAAUGGCUUUCCAUUACAGAACCUAAUAACCAAUAUAUAUAUAAAACUUUGACAACUUAACAACAACAAAAAAACCCAAUCAUAAAAUGGGCAAAGGACUGGAAUAGAGAUUUCAUUGAAGAGGACAUUCAAAUGGUCACCAAACACAUGAAAAGAUACUUAGCAUCGUUAGCCAUCAGAGAGAUGCAAAUCAAAACCACAAUUAGAUAACAUUUCAGUUCCACUAGGAUGGCUAAGAUAAGCAGACAAACAAACAAACCCAGAAAACAACAAAACAACAAACGUUGGGGAAAUUGAAACUCCUGCUCAUUGCUGGUGGGAAUGCAAAAUGUCAUAGCCAUCGUGGAAAACAGUGUGACAGUUCAAAAAUAAAACUACCAUAACCAAAAACCAAAAACCAAACCCAGUGCCGUCGCGUCAAUUCCAACUCAUAGUGACCCUAUAGGACAGAGUAGAACUGCCCCAUAGAGUUUCCAAAGAAUGCCUGGUGGAUUCGAACUGCCGACCCUUUUGUUAGCAGCCGUAGCGCUUAACCAGUACGCCACCAGGGUUUCCAGAACUACCAUAUUACCCAGAAAUUCCACUGCUAGGUGUAUAUCCAAAAGCUUUGAAAGGAGAGGGUCAGAGACUUGUACAGUAAUGUUCACUGCAACACUAUUCAAAAUAGCCAAUGUGUGCAAACAACUUAAAUGUCCAUCAACAGUUGAAUGAAUAAACAAAAUGUGGUACAUAUGUGCAAUGGAAUACUACUCAGCCAGUAGGAGAAAUGAAACCUGGAUACACGCAACGAUAUGGAUGGAGUGGAAGACAUUAUGCUAAAAGAAAUAAAUCAGUCACAAAAGGACAAAUAUGGUAUGACCUUACUUAUAUAAAGAGACAAGAAAAGACAAAUGUGCAGAGAACAAAGUUUAUUAGUGGUUAUCGGGGGGAGGGAAGGAAGGGGACGGGGGACUUAACGGUAAUGGAAAUAUCAUGGUGAUUAAGGGUAGGGUUGUACAACCAAUUAUUGUAAUUGCUGUCAAUAAGUUGUACACCUGUAAAAAGUAGAGUUGGCAAAAGUUUUGUGAUAUAUUUCCAACAACGACAGAAAAAAAAAAAAAAGAAAGAAAGAAAGAGUAGCUGCUGAGGCUGAUUGUGUAAAACCAAACACCUCACAGGAUUUGAUUCCUUGGUUUGGAGGUUUAGAGUCAUGAUUUCAUGGAAAAUCCCAGUUAAUUGGCCUAAUAACCUUUUUAGUACCUCUAUUCUACAUCCUAGUUUGAUGUGUAGUGCCUGCGAUCUUAAAAAGCUUGCAAGCAGCCACCCAAGGCAGAGCAAUUGGUCUCUAUUUGCCUGGAACAAUAGAGGAAGAAGGAGAGUCAGGAAUAGGAGGAGAAUAUAGACUGUGUGGCUAAUUGCCUCCAUGAACAACUGCCUCCUUUGCUAUGAGACCAGAAGAACUGGAUGGAACCUGGCUACCAUUACUGAACAUUUUGAUCAAAGAUUCCAUAGAUGAAUCCUGAUCAAAAGGGGGAAAAUGCAGAACAGAAUUUAAAAUUCUCAUGGACUCCAGACUUCCUGAAGCCAUGAAGAUUGGAUGAACCCCUGAAACUAUAGCCCUGAGAUAAUCUUUAAACCUUAAACCAAAAUUAUGCCUUGAAGUCUUCUUAAAACCAAACACUAGUUGAGCUUAACUAGUAAAAACAAGUCUUCCUUGAAUAUUAUGCUCUUUUAAGAACUAUCUAUAUAGGAUCAAAUUGAUAACAGCAAUUCUAAAGAUUAGGUAGGAACCUUAGAGGGCCGUGAAUUUAUGUUAAUGAGGAAAGAACAACUCAGAAAAGGCGGGUGAGACUGGUUACACAACUCAAAGAAUGUAAUCAGUGUCACUAAAUGGUACGUAUAAAAGCUGUUGACCUGGUGUAUGUUUUGCUGUAUAUUCUAAGCAACAACAAAAUAAAUAAAAUUAUUUUUAAAAAAUGAG